UGGCAGGGGUGGGGGAGAGAGUACGGGGGAGCGUUAUUUGGUUGGGACUGGGAAACGGCAAAGUAUAUGAACCCUCUCUGAACAAACCACAGCUUUUUUUUUUUUGUUUUAGCAGAGUGGAAAAUUCAUGUCCACAUUCUCUCACUUCUCUUAUCUUCUCCUCCUCUGAAAUCCCUCCCUUUUACUCUCACUCCUCUUUUUUUUCCUUCUCAAUUUCCACCAUGGAUUUCGAAGAUCAAGACGAACACGAAGAGGAGGAGAUGGACAUAGCCGCAGCGAGUUACGACUCGUUGCCGAACUCAGGAACCCGACUCAAAAUCCCCACUAGUACGGACCAAAUGGUUUCAACUGGACAGAGGAAACCCAAAUACAGAGAGUGUUUGAAAAAUCACGCCGUUGGCAUUGGAGGUCACGCCGUAGGCGUCGGACUGGGAAUCGGAGAACCAUUUUUAUUACCCCACCCUGGAAAUUUCUCCCCUUACUACCGAACCCCAACUGGGUAUCUCCACGUGGCGCCACACCACAGGCCGUUAGCUCUCCCGUCGACAUCCGGCGGUGGUGGCACCCACAGCAGAGAGGAGCAAGAGGAUAUGUCCAACCCCAGCGGCGGAGGUGGCGGCGGCGGCGGCGGAGGAAGUAGUAGCUUUGGGAAGAAGAGAUUUAGGACAAAGUUUACACAAGAACAAAAGGACAGAAUGCUGGGGCUGGCGGAGACAUUGGUUAUGCAAUGUUAA
Messenger RNA from Benincasa hispida (wax gourd), 734 nucleotides. Its product is annotated as zinc-finger homeodomain protein 1-like. The record is from RefSeq and is a predicted model, not a curated record. Gene Ontology annotation, cellular component: nucleus. Gene Ontology annotation, biological process: regulation of developmental process; regulation of DNA-templated transcription. Gene Ontology annotation, molecular function: transcription cis-regulatory region binding; DNA-binding transcription factor activity. NCBI's taxonomy places the organism in Eukaryota, Viridiplantae, Streptophyta, Magnoliopsida, Cucurbitales, Cucurbitaceae.